AUGGCGAAAUUCAAAAAUUUGCUCAAGUUGUCAAAAUCGAAAGCUGAAAAAUUUAAACGUGAUGAAUUUUCUUUUUUACAACAAGUCGUACACAUUUUAGAUAAAGUUGAAUCUAGUCAAGAUCCUCAAGAAGUGAAUAAACUUAAUGAUAGAUUUAAAAGAUGUCAUAGAAUACUAGAUGAAUUACCCGUAAUGGCCUCAAAAACAUUUAUAGUGACAGGAGCUUCGAGAGGAAUUGGUAGAUCAGCAACACUUUUCAUGGUAAAAAAUUUUCAAAAUAAUAUAUUAGCAAUAUCACGUUCAAAGGAUGAUUUGGCGAAUUUGAAACAGCAUGUUGAAGUGGAUUUAAAUUUAAAAAAUAAAUUAGAAAUUGUGGUUGGAGAUGUUGCAGAAGAAGCUAUUAUUGAUGAAGCGAUCAAUAAAUGUCUAAAUAAAUGGAAACGAAUUGAUGGAGUUGUUUCUAAUGCAGGUGUUAUUGAGCCACUUGGUAAAAUUUUUGACACAAAUUUAGAAGAUUGGAAAAGGUAUGGAAAUGGUGGCAAUAUAAUUUUCACUUCAUCUGGUGCUGCUGUGAAAGCUUUUUAUGGUUUGGGAGCAUAUUGUUCAUCGAAAACAGCUUUAAAUAUGUUGGUUAAAACUUUGUCGAUUGAGGAAGAUAUUAUUACAUCGAUUGCAAUCAGACCAGGUGCAGUAAACACUGCAAUGCAAAAAAUUAUCAGAGAGAAAGGUGAUAAUACUAUGUCCAAAAAUGAUCAUGAAAAUUAUGUAAAAUUAUAUGAAGAUAAUGAAUUAUUAUCACCUGAUGAACCGGGAUAUGUUAUAUCUUCAUUAAUUAAUGGUAACAAAAAUGAGAUUCAUAAGUUCAGUGGAAGAUUUAUUAGUUGGAAUGAUGAAGCAAAAAAAAUAGAAAAAAAGAAACAAUUUUAA
This is a messenger RNA of Entrophospora candida, 927 nucleotides long. The record is from the annotation of a GenBank genome assembly. Lineage: Eukaryota; Fungi; Glomeromycota; Glomeromycetes; Entrophosporales; Entrophosporaceae.